Molecule: messenger RNA, 2942 nt
Organism: Empidonax traillii (willow flycatcher)
Lineage: Eukaryota; Metazoa; Chordata; Aves; Passeriformes; Tyrannidae
Gene: GLIS3
Product: GLIS family zinc finger 3
Exons: 9
Coding region: 1-2364 (787 amino acids)
Biological process (GO): regulation of transcription by RNA polymerase II
Cellular component (GO): nucleus
Molecular function (GO): DNA-binding transcription factor activity, RNA polymerase II-specific; RNA polymerase II cis-regulatory region sequence-specific DNA binding
Source: RefSeq, a predicted model, not a curated record
AUGUUAGACAGCAGUCCACAUCAAGAAAUCAGAAAUUGCUGUGUGAACAGAGGAUACAUUUCUGUGCUGACUUGCUUUGAGACGUGGAAUGAUAAAGUCUUCGAAGUAAUGGAUCUGCGUGUGCCCAUAGUGACAGAUAGCAAAGUUCCUGCAUCGUCGCUCUUGUCACGUGACUCUCUGACAUCUACAACAUUUAGCUUCUCAGAAGGUCAGUCCACUUUGGGCGUUAAACAAGAGAGGUCACACGGGUACAGGACACUUCCUUCUGUUCCUGCUGACCGUGGUUUACAAAAUGGCAGUGAGCUGGGGGAUCUAGUAAAUUUUUCAUCUGAAAUAUAUAUGUCCAGUAACUGCAUCUCUAACUCAUUACUGUCCUCCUUAUAUGGCAUGGAAAAUAAGCUUUCCCCUUACUCUAGUCCUCACCAUUCCUCAGCACCAUCUCAGUCAGUCCGCUCCAAAAAGAGAGCACUCUCUGUAUCUCCUUUGUCUGACGGCAUUGAGAUUGAUUUCAAUACAAUCAUCCGUACAUCCCCAACCUCUCUGGUGGCCUACAUCAACAGUUCCAGAACAUCGCCAGCAAGCAUCUCCCCCCAGCCUGAGGUCUAUGGGCAUUUUUUGGGAGUGAGAGGAAGCUGCAUACCCCAAAACUACUCCAUUCCAACUGCACAGAAAGGACUCCUCAUGGCAAAUGGCAAUGUCACCUUCCCAGGGUAUGCUGAGAAUGGGGCCAGUGAGUACCAGCGAAUGCAGCAGCUGGAGCAAGCCAGCUUGCAGAUGACUGUCACAGGUAACAUGAUGAUCCAGCAGGGCAUGCUACCCAUGGACAGCCAGGCAGUGGGAAUCCUGAAAAAUGAACGGCUGGAUGACUUCUCAAGUACUAUGGUGGACAUGCCUUCUCCACCCCUGCUGCCGCCACCGCCUCCUCCACAAGGGCCACCCCCACCAUACCAUGCACAUCAGCACCAGCAUCCACACAGCCUGCCCAGCCAUGUUCACCCACUGCAUGUGCCUCCUCCUGCCCCAGGCUCCCUGCUGGAUGAAGAGGGUGAGCUAGAAGAUUUCAGCAGCAGGCAUGGCUGUCGCUGGGUUGACUGUGGUAAGCUAUAUGACCAGCAAGAGGAACUUGUGCGGCACAUAGAGAAGAUUCAUAUAGACCAGAGGAAGGGAGAGGACUUCACUUGCUUCUGGGCAGGGUGCCCUCGAAGGUACAAGCCAUUUAAUGCCCGUUAUAAACUGCUGAUUCACAUGAGAGUCCAUUCAGGAGAGAAGCCAAACAAAUGCACGUUUGAGGGUUGCAAGAAAGCCUUUUCCAGACUAGAAAAUCUCAAGAUUCACUUCAGGAGCCAUACAGGUGAAAAGCCGUACCUUUGCCAGCACCCUGGCUGCCAGAAAGCAUUCAGCAACUCCAGUGACCGCGCCAAGCACCAGAGGACACACUUGGAGAGUAAACCUUAUGUGUGUCAGAUUCCAGGAUGUACUAAGCGAUACACAGAUCCAAGUUCCCUGAGAAAGCAUGUGAAAGCCCAUUCUUCUAAAGAUCAGCAAGUCAGGAAAAAGUUGCAACCAAACUCAGAGCUUGGCCAGGACAUCCUGAAUAACUGCCUUGCAAUCCAGACCCUCCAGCCAGCCCUGUCACCACAUGACACUGCAGAUAAUUCCAUGGAAUACUCCCCAGGCCCUGUUCAUAAUAUUUACCCAGCAGCCCUGAUCGCCAGCACACAGACCAGUCAAAGUGCUACAGCAAGUGGGACAGUGUCCUUGUCCCACCCCAGCAGCCACCACUCCCCAGGACAUAAUACACAGGGUAGUCCUCUCCAUCCUCCCCCUCAGAUACCUCUUCUCUCAGCUGCGGUGUCAGAGAGAUUUGUUGCUCCGGCUCCUUCUCCUCACCACGUCAGCCACCAGAGAAUGUCUGUUCCACAUCCCAUGUUGCAGAGACAGACUUCACAACCUCCCCAGCUUCAACAGCCUGCAGGAUUGCCUCCAAAGACACACCAGGCAGCAGAAAGCCCUUCUUUUCAACCAAAUACCCUCCACAUCCAGGGUUUUUAUGGGCAGCUUCAGACUUUCUGCCGUUCAUAUCAUGCUGACACUCAGAAGAGCGUACAAAAUGGUGUUUCUUGCAAUAUGGUUCCUCCUUUUGAAGACUGCAUAUCUCCCACUUCAGCUGGCCAGGCAGGGCUUGGCAUUUUCCAUCGAACUUUUUCAGGUCAUCCUGGUAUAACAGUGUAUGACUUUCCAGCAGGGUCCAUAGGUAUCUUUGGUGAUUCAGCUUGCAGCAUGCCAGAGGACAGCGGUUUGCUACAAGUAAAUGCAGUGGAUCAUCCUUCUAGCCAGCUUUCCUCCAUAUAUACUGAAGGCUAAAGUAAUAUAAAUCUAGUUACAAAAACUUCGUUCCAUUUCAUCUUACCCUUCUUGUAUUUCUCCACAAAAUGUUUCUCUUCAUGAAACUGGCAUGUAUGUAUGGGGAUACGACUGGAUAUACAUACAUAAUGGAGAGGAAAAAAGCAAUCACUGAGCAUUCUUCAUUUAAUCAAGCUCCAACUGAGAAGGGGAAUGUUUAGAGAAAGCAAGCUUUGCCAAAACCUUAGUAAUUGUUUCUUUUCUUCUCGUCUGUGGCACAGCAACUCUAUUUUUUUAUUAUUUCUUCUUUUUAAUUUCUCAAAGGGAAUUCAGAGACCAAAUAAGAAAACUGCUUGUUAGCUGCAAUCCUUUCAAGCUGAAUGGGUGCACUUGCUGAAGAACAAAGCUUCAGAAAAUUCCUUUUUCAAAAGAGGAAAAGAUGUAAAACUAGAGCAUACUACAAACCAUUUCAAAGGCAUACAGCUUUUUGCACAAUCUGUUUACAUAUGAUGCUUCCAACCUUAAACACACACAAGUAUCCAGAAGGGAGAAAAAUUAGACAUAUAAUUUGGCACUACCCAUCGGAGGUACUGGUGUGG